Molecule: messenger RNA, 1062 nt
Organism: Olea europaea var. sylvestris
Lineage: Eukaryota; Viridiplantae; Streptophyta; Magnoliopsida; Lamiales; Oleaceae
Product: S-adenosylmethionine decarboxylase proenzyme-like
Exons: 1
Coding region: 1-1062 (353 amino acids)
Biological process (GO): spermine biosynthetic process; spermidine biosynthetic process
Cellular component (GO): cytosol
Molecular function (GO): adenosylmethionine decarboxylase activity
Source: RefSeq, a predicted model, not a curated record
AUGGUAUUGCCAGUCUCUACCAUUGGCUUUGAAGGUUAUGAAAAGAGACUCAAGAUUUCUUUUCCUGAACCUGGAAUAUUUGCUAGCCUCAGAGGUCGGGGCCUCCGAUCUUUGUCCAAAUCCCAAUUGGAUAAAAUUCUAGACCCAGCUCAAUUCACCAUUAUGUCUUCAUUGUCUAAUGAUGAAAUGGAUUCGUAUGUCCUAUCUGCGUCUGACCUUUUUGUAGACCCGUACAAAAUAAUAAUUAAAACUUGUGGGAUUACAAAAUUGCUUCUUUCAAUCCCACCCAUCCUUAAGUUUGCGGAUACUCUCAGACUCACUGUGAGUUCUGUUAGAUACACUUGUGGAAGUUUCAUAUUUCCUGGGGCACAGCCAUUUCCACAUUGUAGCUUUUAUGAAGAAGUAGUUGUUCUAGACGGCCAUUUUACCCAACAUGGGCUAAAUAGCAAGGCCUAUGUGAUGGGUGGUGUCGAUGAACGUCAGAAUUGGCAUAUCUACUGUGCAUCUGCUACGCCAAUGAAAGAUUUGAGUCUGGUGUACACCCUAGAGAUGUGCUUGACCAAUUUGAAUGAGAAGAAUGCGUUUGUAUUUUACAAACUUCAAUCAAGCUCGGCAAUUGUCAUGACUGAAGCUUUUGGCAUUAGGAAAAUUCUCCCUGAUUCUGAGAGUUGUGAUUUUGAUUUUGAUCCCUGCGGCUACUCCAUGAAUGCUGUUGAAGGGGCUACAAUCUCUACAAUUCAUGUGACUCCCGAGGAUGGCUUCAGUUAUGCAAGUUUUGAAGCUGUUGGAUAUGAUUUCAAAGUGGUUGACUUGACCCUGCUACUAGAGAGGGUGCUCGCUUGCUUCCAACUAGCAAAGUUUUCCAUAGCUUUGCACGGGAAGGAACUUGAUAUGGACUCGACACGAAAUAUGAAGGGAUAUGUAUGUGCAAAAAGGAACUUUGAAGUUGUUGGUCAUGGUGGAUCUAUUAUCUACUGCAGCUUUAUCAGUGUUGGAAACUGCAGCUCUCCAAGGUCAAUUCUGCUAGACAAGAACCAGGACGAGGAAGUCAAGAAGAAAUAA